AUGGAGAGCCAGAGCAAGUCGAGCAAGGACGGGGCGUCGGCGAGGGGCGACGUCGAGAUGGCGGACCGUCCGCCGAAGGCCGUCAGGUGUCCUGAUCUACUGUUCCGCGCCCUAGCACUGGCACUCACUCUGGCGGCCGCGGUCAUGGUCGGCGUCGACAAGGAGUCCAAGACGGUCUCUGUCACCAUCUCCCAGAGCCUCACACUGCACGUCCGUGCCACCGCGAAGUGGCAAUACAUGUCCGCUUUCGUAUACUUCCUGGUGUCGAAUGCCGUCGCAUGUUCGUAUGCAGCUGCAUCCCUCGUGUACGUCACCGUUUCUGGGGCGGCCCGCAGCGCCAAAGCAGCUUUAGCCAUCAACGUGCUUGACACUGUCAUGAUGGGGCUGCUCCUAUCUGCCAGCGGCGCAUCCGCCGCCAUCGGCGUGAUCGCCCAGCACGGCAACUCCCAUGUGCAGUGGAACAAGGUCUGCCAUGCGUUCAGCAGCUACUGCCACCAGAUGGCGGCGGCAUUCACCCUGUGUCUCGUCGGCUCAUUUGCGUUCCUGCUGCUUUCGGUGCUCUAUGUCAUGGACCUCCACAAGAAGGCCAUGUCGAGAUGAAAUUUGAAGAUAAUUGGAGAUACAAAGCGAUCAAUGCUGUUUGGUAGGGAAAGUUAAUAUUUGUGUGGCUAGGGUUGCUGAUUUUAUCUCUUUGGCGAGUGGAAGGUGCGUGGGUAGGUUCGAAGGGUACGUAUGGAGUAGUAAAUGCAUGGAUGUGGUUUGGUUCGUAGUAUAAAGUUAGCUGGCCAUUGAGUUGCAGAGAUCUGGUGAGUUAGUGAUU
Molecule: messenger RNA, 820 nt
Organism: Eucalyptus grandis
Lineage: Eukaryota; Viridiplantae; Streptophyta; Magnoliopsida; Myrtales; Myrtaceae
Product: CASP-like protein 1E1
Exons: 2
Coding region: 1-600 (199 amino acids)
Source: RefSeq, a predicted model, not a curated record